AGUAACUGGCGUGCGGCCGGCGCGACUUCAUCCAUCGAUUGGAAACUAAACCCGUUUCUUUUUUUUUUGAGUGUUUGUGGCAAUGAAAGUGUUGUUGUUGAUCCUCUGGCUAGCUUUCGGGCUGGCUCGGGCCCAGGAGCAGUUGGGCUGCAUCUGGUAUGGACAGAGUCACAUGAUCGGCUCCCAUUGGCAGAAUCUGGCAGACACCGAUCCGGCCAGGCCGCUGAACAAUGCCGCCGCCGAGGCGAUUUUUGCUCGGAGAUGUCCUCUCCUGUACAAGGAGUACAAGGGGGAGAGCGGCCAGGACGAACUGGUACUGUGCUGUGAUGCCGCCCAGAUCGACACCAUGGACAGUGGCCUCUCCCAGGCCGAUGGAGUGUUCUCACGAUGCCCCACCUGUACGCGGAACAUGGCUCAGACCGUGUGCGCCAUGACCUGUGCCAAGAACCACACCCUCUUCCUCACAGCGUACACGGCCGCGAAUCCGGAGGGGAAGGACUACGUCGAGUCGAUCGACUAUCGGAUAUCGGACACCACCGUUUCGGGCAUCUACAACAGCUGUGUGGGCAUCCAGCACACCCAGACCGGGCGCCCGGCCAUGGACUUGGGCUGUGGGGCCUACAACGCCAAGACCUGCAACUACCGGAGGUGGUACGCCUUCAUGGGCGAUGUUGAUGGCGACUAUGUGCCCUUCCAGAUCAACUACCAGUGGUCGGACGACGCCGGCGAGGGCUUCACGGCCGACUACCUGGAGCUGUUCCCCCUCAAGUGCGGCGAGAGCUACGAGGAUAGCUACGCGUGUGCCUGCAUCGAUUGCGAUGAGUCCUGUCCCCUGACCGAGGCACCCACCGGCCCGGAGGAGCUCUGGAAGAUCGCCGGCCUCUAUGGUGUUACCUUCAUUGUUGGUCUGUUGAUUGCCGCGGUCUGCUCAUUCCUGAUCUUUUGGGGCGCCCGGAGCGGCAGCACAUCCCCCAGUUGUUGCAUGCCGACCCUCUUCGGAGAUUUCUUCUACGUGGGCUUCCGGCACUGGGGCACCUUCUGCGCCCGGCAUCCGGUUCUGGUGCUGGCCCUGUGCUCCUGGGCCAUCGGUGGACUGUCGUACGGCAUCCGGUACAUGACCAUCACCACGGAUCCCGUCGAGCUGUGGGCCAGCGAAAAGAGCCAGACCAGGAUCGAGAAGGACUACUUCGAUCAGCACUUUGGACCCUUCUACCGCACCAAUCAGCUCUUCAUCAAGGCCAUCAACCAGACCUACUUCACCCACGAGGCUCCCAGUGGCCUGCUCGAGUUCGGACCUGCCUUCGAGUACAACUUCCUGAAGGAAGUCUUCGAGCUGCAGGAGUCCAUCAUGCAGCUGGGCGUUGCGGACGGCGAGGGUCUGGACAAGAUCUGCUACGCCCCCGUUCUGAUGGCCGGCCAGACCCCCGACAUCGAUCACUGUGUCGUCCAGUCGGUCUUCGGCUACUUCCAGCACGACAUGUCCAAGUUCGAGAACUCCUAUGUGGACAGCAACGGCUACACCAUCAACUACCUCAACCAGCUGGAGGAUUGCCUCAGAGUGCCCAUGAUGGAGGACUGCUUCGGCACCUAUGGCGGUCCUAUCGAACCCGGCAUUUCUGUGGGUGGCAUGCCCAAGGUGCCCGUGGGCGAGGAUCCCGACUACAUGCUGGCCACCGGUUUGGUGAUCACCUUCCUGGGCAAGAACCAGAACGACGCCUCCAAGCUGGAGCCCAACGAGAAGUGGGAGAAACUGUUCGUGGACUUCAUGCGAGACUACCAGAGCGACCGGCUGGACAUCGCCUAUUCGGCGGAGCGAUCCAUCCAGGACGCCAUCGUGGAGCUGUCGGAGGGCGAGGUGGGCACCGUGGUCAUUAGCUACCUGGUGAUGUUCGCCUACGUGGCGGUGGCCCUCGGCCAUAUUCGCAGCUGCCUGGGCUUCCUGCGCGAGUCGAGGAUCAUGCUCGCCAUCGGUGGCAUUGUCAUCGUGAUGGCCUCGGUCACCUGCAGUCUGGGCUUCUGGGGCUACCUGGACGUCACCACCACCAUGCUGGCCAUCGAGGUGAUACCCUUUCUGGUCCUGGCCGUCGGCGUUGACAACAUCUUCAUCAUGGUCCACACCUACCACCGGCUGGAUCACACCCAGUUCCCGACCACCCACGAGGCAAUUGGCGAGGCCAUCGGCCAGAUUGGUCCCUCGAUCCUCCAGACGGCGGGCAGUGAGAUGGCCUGCUUCGCCAUCGGCUGCAUCGCCGACAUGCCGGCCGUGAAGACCUUUGCGAUGUACGCCGCCAUUGCCAUCCUCCUGAACUUCCUGCUCCAGAUCACCGCCUUUGUGGCCCUGAUGGCCAUCGACGAGCGUCGCUACCAGGACGGUCGCCUGGACAUGCUCUGCUGCCUGCGCAGUGGCAGCUCCAAGAAGCUAUCGGGCGAGGAGACGGCCGCCGCUGAGAGGAGCAAGGAGGCCGGAAUGCUGGAGAGCUUGUUCAAGAACUUUUACUCGCCUUUCCUGUUCGCCAAACCCGUCAAGGUGGCUGUCCUGCUGAUCUUCACCGUGGUCACCUGCCUAUCCAUAAUGGUGGCACCCUCCAUCGAAAAGGGACUCGACCAGGAGAUGUCCAUGCCAAAGAACUCGCAUGUCGUCAAGUACUUUCGCUACAUGGUCGACCUCCUGGCCAUGGGUGCUCCGGUCUAUUGGGUCCUCAAGCCGGGUCUCAACUACUCCCAGCCGCUGCAACAGAACCUCAUCUGCGGCGGUGUCGAGUGCAACAACAACUCGCUCUCCGUCCAGCUCUACACCCAGUCACGGUAUCCGGAAAUCACCAGCAUGGCCAGGCCGGCUGCCUCCUGGCUGGAUGACUACAUCGACUGGCUGGCCAUCACCGACUGUUGCAAGUACAAUGUCACCACCAUGGGUUUCUGCUCCAGUAACUCCAAGAGCGACGACUGCUUGCCGUGCGAGCGCGGCUUCACGGAGAAUGGCCUGCGACCGGAUGCCGAGACCUUCAGCAAGUACAUACCCUUCUUCCUCUUCGAUCUUCCAGAUGCCGAGUGCGCCAAGGCGGGCCGGGCCUCCUACGCAGACGCCGUCAUUUACACCAUCGACGACGAGGGCAUGUCCACCGUGGGUGACUCCUAUUUCAUGCAGUAUUCCACCACCUCGACCACCUCUGUGCAGUUCUACACGCAGCUGAGUGAAGUCCGGAGGAUCGCCGGCGAGAUCAACACGAUGUUCGAGGAGAACGGCGUCGAUGCCGAGAUCUUCGCCUACUGCGUCUUCUACAUCUACUACGAGCAGUAUCUGACCAUCUGGGAGGACACAAUGUUCUCCCUGGGCAUGUCCCUGCUGGCCAUCUUCCUGGUGACCCUGCUGGUCACCGGCCUGGACAUCACCUCCACCCUGAUAGUCCUCUUCAUGGUCAUCUGCAUUCUGCUCAACAUGGGCGGCAUGAUGUGGGCCUGGAGCAUCAAUCUGAAUGCCAUAUCGCUGGUCAACCUGGUCGUCUGCACGGGCAUCGGUGUGGAGUUUGUGGCCCAUAUUGUGAGGUCCUUCAAGAGGGCCGAGGGCACGGCCCAGGAGCGCGCCCGCUUCUCCCUCAAUGUCACCGGCAGCAGUGUCCUGUCGGGCAUAACGCUCACUAAGUUUGCCGGCAUUGUCGUUCUGGGCUUCUCCAAUUCGCAGAUAUUCCAGGUCUUCUACUUCCGGAUGUAUCUGGGCAUUGUCUUGAUUGGAGCGGCCCAUGGGUUGAUCCUGUUGCCGGUCUUGUUGAGUCUCAUGGGGCCACUGGACAGCAUGGCGGGGAGUCCUAGAACUUCCCUAGUACCCAGGGCGUCCAGCACCUCUACGACCUCCGAGGCCUCAAGAACUUCCUCUCCCAAGUCCCCAACUCCCACUGUCUGAUGAACGGCAGUACCAUAUAUAUCCCAGUACUGCGAGAGUACCGGAUAUCUUAUAUCUGAUCUGCUAUAUAGUUUGUAAACUGCGGUGUGAGUGGAACCGAGUGCCUGGCUGUGUGUCUGCGAGGGAGAGCUUAUUUAAUUGAAACCCUCUAGUAUUUAUGAACAAAAAAUGAAUGUGAAACAAGCUUUGAAAUAAACUUUUCAAGAAAGAUAA
Messenger RNA from Drosophila bipectinata, 4111 nucleotides. RefSeq names its product Niemann-Pick type C-1b (gene Npc1b). NCBI's taxonomy places the organism in Eukaryota, Metazoa, Arthropoda, Insecta, Diptera, Drosophilidae. The record is from RefSeq and is a predicted model, not a curated record. Gene Ontology annotation, cellular component: plasma membrane. Gene Ontology annotation, molecular function: cholesterol binding. Gene Ontology annotation, biological process: cholesterol homeostasis; intestinal cholesterol absorption.